This is a messenger RNA of Meleagris gallopavo (turkey), 3670 nucleotides long. It is a transcript of the gene PREP, whose product is annotated as prolyl endopeptidase. NCBI's taxonomy places the organism in Eukaryota, Metazoa, Chordata, Aves, Galliformes, Phasianidae. Gene Ontology annotation, molecular function: serine-type endopeptidase activity; oligopeptidase activity. The record is from RefSeq and is a predicted model, not a curated record. Gene Ontology annotation, cellular component: cytosol. Gene Ontology annotation, biological process: proteolysis.
UGCUUUUAACCCAAAAUGUUGGCAGAGGUAUUGGAUUACCAUGGACACAAAAUCAGUGACCCAUAUUGCUGGCUUGAAGAUCCUGACAGUGAGCAGACAAAGGCGUUUGUGGAGGCUCAGAACAAGCUUACAGUACCCUUUCUUGAGCAGUGCCCUGUCAGAGGACUAUUCAAAGAACGAAUGACUGAACUCUAUGAUUAUCCUAAAUACAGUUGCCACUUCAAGAAAGGAAAAAGGUAUUUUCACUUUUACAAUACAGGACUACAGAACCAGAGAGUUUUAUAUGUACAAGACUCCUUGGAUGCUGAUGCCAAAGUUUUUCUUGAUCCAAAUAAGCUUUCUGAUGAUGGCACUGUGGCUUUACGAGGUUAUGCAUUCAGUGAAGAUGGUGAAUACUUUGCAUAUGGCCUGAGUUCUAGUGGUUCUGAUUGGGUUACUAUCAAGUUUAUGAAAGUGGAAGGUCCUGAGGAACUUCCAGAUAUGCUGGAAAGAGUUAAAUUCAGCUGCAUGGCAUGGACCCAUGAUGGAAAAGGCAUGUUCUAUAACUGCUAUCCAAAACAAGAUGGGAAAAGUGAUGGUACUGAGACCUCCACUAAUCUGCACCAAAAGCUGUAUUAUCAUGUAUUAGGAACUAACCAAUCAGAAGAUAUCCUGUGUGCUGAAUUUCCCCAUGAACCAAAAUGGAUGGGUGGAGCUGAGAUAUCUGAUGAUGGUCGAUACGUCUUGCUGUCCAUUCGAGAAGGGUGUGAUCCAGUGAACAGACUGUGGUACUGUGAUCUCCAGGCAGAGUCUCAGGGUAUAUCAGGAAUUCUUCAGUGGGUGAAGCUGAUAGAUAACUUUGAGGCUGAGUAUGAGUAUGUCACCAACGAAGGAACAGUAUUCACUUUCAAGACAAACCGUCAUUCUCCAAAUUACCGAUUAAUCAACAUUGACUUCAGUGACCCAGAGGAAUCCAAAUGGAAAGUUCUCAUCCCUGAGCAUGAAAGAGAUGUUUUAGAAUGGGUUGCUUGUGUGAGGUCCAACUUUCUCGUUUUAUGCUAUCUGCAUGAUGUGAAGAAUAUCCUGCAACUUCAUGAUUUAGCCACUGGUACACAUCUCAAGACUUUCCCAUUAGAGGUUGGGAGUAUUGUGGGAUAUAGUGGUCAGAAGAAGGAUAGUGAAAUAUUCUAUCAAUUUACUUCAUUUUUAUCUCCAGGUAUUAUAUAUCACUGCGAUCUGACUAAAGAGGAACUGGAGCCAAGAGUUUUUCGGGAGGUGACUGUGAAAGGAUUUGAUCCUUCGGUUUACCAGACCAUUCAGGUUUUCUAUCCUAGCAAAGAUGGUACUAAGAUCCCCAUGUUUAUUAUUCACAAGAAAGGAAUUAAAUUGGACGGUUCUCAUCCUGCCUUCUUGUAUGGAUAUGGAGGCUUCAACAUAUCAAUUACCCCAAGCUACAGUGUGUCAAGACUUAUUUUUGUGCGACACCUGGGGGGUGUUCUAGCAGUGGCGAACAUCAGGGGUGGUGGUGAAUAUGGAGAGACCUGGCACAAAGGUGGUAUCUUGGCCAACAAACAAAAUUGCUUUGAUGACUUUCAGUAUGCUGCCAAAUACCUCAUCAAAGAAGGCUACACGUCUCCAAAGAAGCUGACUAUUAAUGGAGGUUCAAAUGGAGGCCUCUUAGUUGCUGCCUGUGCUAAUCAGCGUCCUGACCUUUUCGGCUGUGUUAUUGCCCAAGUGGGAGUGAUGGAUAUGCUAAAGUUCCACAAGUACACCAUUGGCCAUGCUUGGACUACUGACUACGGUUGCUCUGACCAUAAGGAGCAGUUUGAAUGGCUAUGCAAGUAUUCUCCACUUCACAACGUUAAACUACCAGAAGAAGAUGGCAUCCAGUAUCCCUCUACACUGCUGCUCACAGCAGACCAUGAUGAUCGUGUGGUCCCUCUACACUCACUGAAGUUUAUUGCUACUCUGCAAUAUGUUGUGGGUCGAAGCCGUAAACAAACCAAUCCACUUCUCAUCCAUGUUGACACCAAAGCUGGACAUGGAGCAGGAAAGCCAACUGCUAAAGUUAUAGAAGAAGUGUCAGAUAUGUUUGCUUUUAUAGCACGUUGCCUAAAUCUUGAUUGGAUUGAAUAGGCAAAAUGCUUAUUACUUUCUCCUUUAGGAAAAAAAGAAGGGCUUUAACACCAUUUAAGACCAACCAGAUACUACUUGGUGUAGUACUUACAUUUAAGAACUACAGUUCAAUAUUUUAUUGAUCCAACCUGCUAUGGAAUUUUGAUCUGUGCUUCCCUUUUUUUAGAAUUUCUUUGAAUUUCUUUUCUACUGCAUUUCAAAGUACAUAUUAAGUAGCAUGUUCAAAUACAUAGCUGAGCUACUGUCAGUGUUGUUGUGAACAUCUAGAUUCCAGAUUUAGUGUUAGUUGAGCUAAUUUCAUGUAAACAAUUUUAAUGUAUUUUACACCUAUAAACAUAUCCAGAUCAUCUAUAAUUAAAUGUAAGUACUGUCCGCAUACAAAAACUCUGAGCAUACUUUAUUUACACAGUAACUUAUUGAAAAAUGGAAAUGUAAAAUGUUCUUUGAUAAUCAUGAAAUAUCGAGGAGAUAGUAGUCUAGGUAAUUAAUUACCCAGAUAUUAUUUAAAAAAUUGUAUUACUUCAUACUGUUUGUAACAGUGUUAUUACAGUUAUAAUAAUGUUACUAAAUUGUCUUUUCUUACCACAAAGACUUGAAAAUGUCCAUUUUCUCUUCUGUUGUUUAUUUUCACAAAGAAGAGAAAAUUGGAGGCAGGAAAACUUGAAGAACUCUUCAGGUACUCAAUUAUCAGUCAAGGUAUGCAUAUACACUUCAUAGUGUUGCCUUUCUACUGUUAAUUCUUCAACUAUUUUUAAACUGUAGACAGAUUUGUCUAGAUUGUUCAAAUUCAGAUUUUCCCAAUGCAUAUGACAGGAUAUUCUUUAAGGUGCCAAAAUUUGAAGAUACAUACAUAGCCUUGUCCUGGCUGCAAAACAACAAAAGCAUAUAAGCAGACUUCCUAGUGAAUUGACAUGCACGCAGUACCUGAACUGCCAUUUCAUUAAUCUGAUUAGGUUGUAGAGCUAUUAAAUAUGAGUAGAAGUUGUCUAGUAGCUGUCUAAACUGUGAUGUGCUGCAGCAAGCAGAUUUUUAUUUUGGGGACAGAAAGGUUUUCUACCAUUGACUAUUAGUCUUGUUCCCAUCAAGCAAAUACUACUGCUUCUCAGUUUUGGAUAAACUGAUACUCUCUUCCAGUAUUAUGUUUGUCAUCAUAUUCAUACUUGGAUCCCAAGGCUUUUGGAAUUUUUGAGCUAUUUGAGCUCUGAGCUCAAGAGCUUUAUCUCUAAGCAAGUAAUGUCUCAACUUGGGAAGAGGGAGUGGUAUUUAAAAAGUGAGUAGGCUGCUGAUUAUCUGUACCAAAUUCAUAUUGUUUCUUUCACUCUGAGGGACUCUUCCUGAUUCACUCUGUAGCCUGGGAAGGAUCAUGCCUCCAAAGCCCUUAUAAAGUACAAUCUGAUUUGGGGGGAUGGAGGGGGGUGGGGAAGAGGGAUUUCUGCUUUCAUAACAAGUACCAUACCGAUAAACCUGUAUGUGAUCUGAAGCUUAUUUGUGAACCCUGGACAUUAUUUUUACCAAAUAAUGUAUGGAUUGCUGUAUUUGAUCACAGCAUCGAAUU